AUGAUUGAGGCGCAGUAUCAAGCAAACUAUACUGUCAAGUUCGAUGCCAUUGUAUCUAGCGACAGUGAGAAUGAGUGGAACUACGCAUGGUCUUCAUGCGAGACCGCAUUGGACGGCAAGUCCACAGUCCGAGCAACCCUGGCCAGCUUUCAGCAGCGCAUUAUCAGAAGCCGUCAUGAUGGCGGUAGAUACCGGCAUCAUGAGAGUGCAUCACCCAGCGGACAGACGCUACUUAUCAUUUACGAUCAUAUCAAUGCAUCCAAUGAGAACAUGAUUGAGGAGGUUUUGCAUAUUCCCCUGGCGGGUUUUGUGAGCAAAUAUACCAUGACCGUAUGUUGUGGUCUUACCGACAGCUCUUGUUGGAUCGGAGUUGCUCGCCAGGAUAAGCCUGUAAUAACCGGCGGACAAGCCCAUAGGAUGACAAGACAAUUUUCCUAUAUUCUCAAUCAAAUCUGUGAGCGGCCACAUGCCCAGAUUUCUGAUCUGUUGGCCCCGAAUCCCGAGGAUAUCGCAGAGAUCAUGAGUUGGAAUAGAGAAGCGCCAAAAGCAGUAGAGUCUUGUGCGCACACGAUUAUUCAAAGAUGGGCCACCGAACGGCCUAAUGCGAUAGCCGUAUCUUCGUCGGAGGGCGAGCUUACAUAUAGCGGGUUCGUCAACCUCGCCGUCAGGUUGGCAAACCAUCUCGUUGAUCAAGGGAUCAAGCAAGGAACCUUUGUCCCUCUGUGUUUCUCCAAGUCUAUAUGGACGACCGUGGCUAUGCUCGGGGUCGCAAUGGCCGGAGGCGCAUUUGUGCUUCUCGAGCCGUCAUAUCCACCCAGCCGAUUAGCAAGCAUCUGUGACCACCUGGAGGCUCCGCUGAUUAUUUGCUCGAGGGACAAUGAGGAACUGUCUAACAAACUGGUCUCAGUGAUCCUGGUCAUUGAUGACGCUCACACCAACUUCCUCCGGAAUCAAAGGGCUCAUUCCAGGGAGCUGCCGCAGGUGCAACCAUCCAGCGCCCUUUACACCGCGUUUACUUCGGGCUCCAGUGGAAUUCCAAAGGGUGUAGUGAUCGAGCAUCGUUCCUUCUGUAGCAGCGCUUUGGCUCACAUCCCGUCUUUCCGACUAGGACCAUCGUCGCGCGUGAUUCAGUCCCACUCUUACGCAUUUGACGCGAGCAUUCUGGAGAUCUUGAGUACUUUGGUGGCCGGAGGCUGUGUGUGCGUACUCAGCGAAUCAGAACGUAUGAACAACUAUGUCGAAGCCGCUCGAAUGCAGGAACCCACACAUGCAUACUUGACUCCAUCAUUCGCUCGUUCCAUCCCCAGACACAGCCUGAACAAGAUUGGCCUGCAAGUUGUCAUCUUCAUAGGAGAACGAGUCGACCCCAGCGAUCAGGCCUGCAUCGACGACCGGAUUCAAGUGAUGAAUGGCUACGGGCCCGCGGAAUGUUCACUCAUUGCCAGUGUUCAGGUAGAUUCUAGACAAGCCUUGAGUGCGUCGAAUAUCGGCCACCCCACUGAAGCGACAUUCUGGGCGAUAAAUCCCCACGACCCUCAGGUAUUGGCCCCUGUCGGGGGAGUCGGCGAGCUGCUCAUUGAAGGGUCACUGGUGGGCCGUGAAUACUUGAAGGACACUGUGAGAACCCGGGCAGCGUUCAUCGAUCCCCCCUGCUGGCUACUUGGUGCACGCACUGGCCCACCUUGCAGAGUCUACAGAACUGGAGACCUGGUGAGAUGGCAGGCAGACGGAUCUUGGUCUUAUGUUGGGCGAAUGGAUUCCCAAGUCAAGAUCCGCGGUCAGCGAGUCGAACUGGGGGACAUUGAGAGCCACGCUCGCCUUUGUUUCAAGGAUGCAAUAGAUUUAGUGGCCGAUGUGAUCAGCUUUCCGGUGCGCCCAAACGUCAGCCGUUCUUCUAUCGCGGUCUUCAUUCUUCAACCGGCGGCAAAUGGCCAGCGGUUGGACGACACCCCAUUUGCCCAGCCAACCGAUUCCUUCAUAGCCGCUUCGCAGCUGGCCAAGGGAAAACUGCGGAAAUCCUUGCCCCGUCACAUGGUACCAUCGCUCUUUGUAUCACUUUUCGAAAUGCCCCGGACUACAUCUGGGAAGACGGACCGACGAGCGUUGAGAGAGCAUCUCGAAAGACAGAUAUCAGGGGGUGGAAUGCAACCGUAUACCCAAGUACCGGAGGCAGAGAAUAGCCUCCCAUUAACGGAUAUACAGAAAGCCCUACAGGAGAUAUGGGCCCAGGUUCUCAACCUCCCGCUCACCAGUAUUGGAAUUCAAGACAGUUUCUUCGAUCUCGGUGGUGACUCGCUGAAUGCAAUGCAGGUAGCCGCCGCCGCUCGAUCAUCCGGCAUACAACUAAUGGCCAAUGAUAUCUUUACUAACCCCGUUCUAUUGGCAUUGUCAUCGGUUUCUAGCCCCGAGAUGCACACUGCAGUCGAUAUGACACCAUUUUCGCUGCUCGACCUACCGGAUGCCAGUCAUUAUAUCAUGGGCCUUCGGGAAAGGAGUAUGCUCCCUGGGCAAGGCAAGGUGACUGAUAUCCUCCCUGCAACACCUUUCCAGCAGGAGAUGAUAGAUACAUGCUGUCUAAACCGUUUCUUCUUCUCCUACCGCGGGACCAUUGCGGUUGACCGUCUUCGCGCCGCGUGUGAAGCGAUUUGGGCGAGACACUGCAUACUUCGGACGAUAUUCGUGCCCUACAAAAAAUCCUUGGCUCAAGUGAUCAUGUCUGGUCUUGACGUCCCGUUCCGCCAUAGCUUGGUCGACGCGGACCCGCCACAGUUUGAACAGAGCUUGACGGACAUCCCGCGAAGCACGCUUAUCGGACAGACGCAGACCCAAUUCGUCCUUUUGUCACAUCCCCAGAUGCAACAGCAUACGUUUAUCAUUAGCCUCUGUCACGCACAGUGUGACGCGAUUUCUAGCUCACAGCUGGUUCAAGAUAUUGCGAGAGCAUAUAGAGGAGAUAAUCUGACGGGGCUGGUUGACUUCCGGGACUACAUUUACUGGCAAAACCGGUAUCAGAUUGACCAGGCGCAUGCCUUCUGGCAAGAAUACCUGAACGGUUCAUCAAUAACCCGUGUGCCAGAUCUAUCGCACCUUCCAAACCAUAAUCACGAGCGCCGGCCCAUCUCACUGACGCGACCACCUGAUCAGGACGUCCUGAAGACGCCAACUAUUCCGAAUGGAAUCACCCUGGCCACUCUGGUCAAGGCUGCCUGGGCGUUCACACUGAGCGAGUUUGCCCACGAGUGCGAUAUCGUGUUUGGGCAAUUUGUCAGUGGCCGCAACGCCCCGCUCCCGAAUAUCGAUGGCAUUGUCGGGCCUUGCGCUAAGGAACUCCCGUUACGAGUAACCAUUCAAGACGGGUGGACCGUGCAAGAGUUCCUCGCCCAUGUGCACACCCAACACAUACGCACCCUCCAGUUCGACUACCUGGAUCUGACUGACAUCAUAGAUCACUGCACCCCAUGGCGCGUGGGUACUCGACCCAGUUCACGCAUACUGCAUCUGAGUGAAGAUCUCACGUUUGAUCUUCCACUCGAGGGCGCAAUAUCCCAGUCUAGCUGGACUGAUGAAGUUUUCAAAGGGACAUCCGAUGUGUGGGUUCAUUCGCACCCGCAGGGAGAUAGUCUCAAGCUGUUUCUCUCCACUGCGCAUGAAGGAGUACUGCAAGUCGGCGCGCCGCUGUUGGCAAGGCUAUGUGACCUCGUCGAGAUAUUGCCGCAGGAGCUAGAGAAGCCUCUCUCAGUAUUACGGCAGAGAUAUUGA
Molecule: messenger RNA, 3759 nt
Organism: Penicillium subrubescens
Lineage: Eukaryota; Fungi; Ascomycota; Eurotiomycetes; Eurotiales; Aspergillaceae
Product: non-ribosomal peptide synthetase
Exons: 1
Coding region: 1-3759 (1252 amino acids)
Biological process (GO): amino acid activation for nonribosomal peptide biosynthetic process; secondary metabolite biosynthetic process
Cellular component (GO): cytoplasm
Molecular function (GO): phosphopantetheine binding; catalytic activity
Source: RefSeq, a predicted model, not a curated record